This is a messenger RNA of Gasterosteus aculeatus aculeatus (three-spined stickleback), 4352 nucleotides long. The record is from RefSeq and is a predicted model, not a curated record. NCBI's taxonomy places the organism in Eukaryota, Metazoa, Chordata, Actinopteri, Perciformes, Gasterosteidae.
CGCGCGACCAGCGUGACGUGACGGGCGACUCGUGGUCCUCUUGUCGCAUCCGCACGGCGGGUCGACUGCUAAUUUGUUAGCAAGCGCGUUAGCUUGGUGUUGUUGUGUUGACCGAAGUUGUGUUCGUUCACUUUACGGAGGAUCAUUGGAGGAUGGACGGUUAUCAGAGAGGACGUCCGUGGGGAAAGCUCAUCAAAGUGGACUCCAGUGAAACUAUCCUGCUCUUUAACCGGGAAUGCACAGUUGGCCGAAAAAAAGGAUGUUAUCUGUCCUUCCCGGCCAACAAACUGGUCUCAGGGGAGCACUGCAAGAUUGUGCAAGACGAAAGCUCGGGGCUGGUGUGGCUUGAAGACACCAGCACUAAUGGUACAGUGAUCAACAUGUCCAAACUGGUGAAGAAGCAAACCCACAUGCUACAGAGCGGCGACAUCAUCUACUUUGUAUACAGGAAAAGUGAGCCAGAACAAAACAUUGCCUACGUUUACCACUCCAUCCAAAUGGAGCAUGCCACGUCAGGACAUACUUAUGAGAUGGAGAGGGCGGCCCACAGUCCUGGCCCUUUCCCACUCUCAGUGGAGCCCGUAAUGCUCCCCAAGGCUUCUCGUGAUCAAACGCUGGAGGAUCCUCAGCCCUCCACCUCCUCGUCCCUCUUCUGUAUCGGGAGCCCCAACACUUCUGGUCCCGCAGCAACCACCGCCUGUCCCGCUUCAGGCCAGGCUGAAGUUGCUGCCUCAGCGCAGGAAAAAGUCCUAGAUGACAUGGGGCCAGCAAGCAAGAAGAGGAAAACUGAUUGCAUGAACGAUUGUGAUUUGGACUUGCCGCACACCUCGAGCACAGAAAGGGUCUGUUCGAGUAAGGGAGGUCUUCUGUCCAAGCCUCCUGUGGACGUGACGAAGACCGACAAGAUGGAGGAAAGCCUGACGUGUGUCAUUUGUCAAGACCUGCUGCAUGACUGCGUCAGCUUGCAGCCCUGCAUGCAUGUCUUCUGUGCUGCCUGCUACUCGGGCUGGAUGGAGCGCUCCUCUCUUUGCCCCACCUGCCGCUGCCCUGUGGAAAGGAUUCGGAAGAACCAUAUCCUCAAUAACCUGGUGGAGGCCUACCUCAUCCAGCACCCAGAAAAGUGCCGCAGUGAUGAGGACCUAAAGAGCAUGGACAACCGUAACAAGAUAACUCAGGACAUGUUGCAGCCAAAAGUUGAGCGCUCGUUCUCGGAUGAGGAGGGCAGCUCAGAUUACCUCUUUGAGCUCUCCGACAAUGACAGUGACUCCUCAGACAUCGGUCAGCCGUUGGUGGUGUGCCGACAGUGUCCCGGCUACCGGAGGGAGGUCGGCCAGGUGCUGUUUGCUACAGGUUCCAACUACUGGCUCCCUUCUCUGCCAGACCCACCGCCUGCACCUCCUCCACCCAAACCGGUGACUGAGGAGGGGCCCGCACAGCCUACAGGGGAGCAACCCUCAACAUCCUCUGCCAUCCCCUCAGCCUCUCAGGAGUACCGCUGCCCCCCUCAGGGCUGCCAUCUCAUCUGCACCUGCUGCCUCCAGCCGAUGCCGGACAGACGGGCCGAGCCAAACGGCGAGCCGGUCGUCGCUCAACGAUGUGUGCUGUGCCAGCGGCCCUUCUGUCACAUGUACUGGGGCUGCCAGAGGACCGGCUGUCAAGGCUGUCUGGCUCGAUUCAGCGAGCUCAAUCUGACAGAUAAAUGCCUGGAGGGGGUGCUGAACAACAAUAACUAUGAAUCAGAGAUCCUCCAAAACUACUUGUCCUCCAGAGGGAAGUCAUGGAGAGAUCUGCUCCACGAGUCUCUGCAGGCCUUCCAGCAGGGUAACUACUAUCUGUCAGAUUGGCGUAUCUCUCCAAAUGCCAUCCUGUGCUUCUGCUGCGGGCUCCGAGCAUUCAAAGAGUUGGCCUACAAGUACAGACAGAACAUCCCCAUGCCUGAGCUGCCAGCCGCUGUUACUUCUCGUCCCAACUGUUACUGGGGACGCAACUGCCGUACACAGGUGAAGGCACAUCAUGCAAUGAAAUUCAACCACAUAUGUGAGCAGACACGUUUCAAGAGCUGAAGGAGCAGAGCGGAGUGUCAAACGAAGACGGCCGAGCAUCUCGUAGACACAAUCUUGUUGCGUUUUGUUGUGUCCGUUGUAGUUAAAUGCCUUCCAGAUGUUAUGCAAUAAUUAAUGCAGAAAUUACAAUCAUUACCCAUUUACAAUAGAGGCCAUUGUCUUACUCAAUACAGGGGCUUUGUGAAAUAAUGCUAUGCAAACAUUUAAAGAGAUCUUUAAAGUAAAGAACUGUCAGAGCGUUUAACACCAGCCACCAUUUUAAAUUCAGAUGCAUUGGCCUACGGUAAUUUUAGGCAAGACACCAUAUUUGGGUCAUUGGAGAGUUGUUUGUUGAAGAUACUUCCUGACAUGUGUGGUAAAAUGUUUUCUCUGAUUAAGAGCGAGUGAGGCAAUCUAUGGAUCAAAGCCAGUAAUGUACGCUUGCACAAAUUGUUUCAGACCUGUUUGUAUUUUGUCUCCUCUAGCCUGUUAUUGAGGUUUUAAACAUCUUGUGUCCAUUAACCUUCUUCAGUUUUGAUAGAUUUUAACAAUCCUAUGGCAUGUUGAGUUAAUAAUGCAGGUCUCCCCUCAUCAUGUUGAAUUACAGGAACAGUGAUUCAAGUGCUACAGUUUUGAGCCAAACCCAAAUUGGUUUCCAUGAUCCAACCGUUGGUUGACAUUUGAAAGGGAAAAAGUCUCUCACCUCCGAGGGACUUUUCUUGUGCCAGUGCAUUUCUGUGUUCCUGGACCAGGGCAAGAAGCCACAACAAAACCCUGCAUACAUACUGGGGUAGAUUUAUACUCCCAUGUGAUGUUUGUACAGGAUUGCUGAAGGGGAUCAAUGUGUCGGGAGGCCGUCAGAGGGCAUUGAGGCCUCUGUUGUAUGCUUUUCUCCGGAUAAUCAUCUCCACGGUGAUUAAGUUGUCGAAGGGACGCUUUCUGUGAACCUUACAGUAAAGGCUCAGCUGGGGUGACGUGCACAGUAACUCCGUGUGGAGACUGUGGAGAGGAAUAAAAAGGUCGCACUCCAGGCAACCAGUAAUGGUUAAUGUGGCUUUUACUGACCCGUAUAGUUUUCAUAUGCAAAUCUUUACAGAACACGUAGAAUAGCAAAAGCAACAGGUCAGCGAAUUGUGGCGAUACAACUACAACACUAUGUUCUGUAAUAAUUUGUGUUGCCGGUUGUGUGGAUAUUCUCUGGUGGGCAAAGCUGCUGUUUUGUCACUCAACAUUCAUGUUGAAUCUGAUGGCCUCUCCUUAAUUGACCUUCAUCACCAGAGUGUUAGUGAGUCCCCUCAUGCAAACAUGCACUGCUAGUUUUGAUGUCCACUGUUAAAAUCCGGCUUUUGUUCAGUCCAUCAGUACGUUUAGGAGAAUACCCACCAAAUGUUUGGUACCUCACACGAAUCUCGAAGCGCUUUUGUCCAGCGUAUGGGAUGUCGAUACUCUGCAUAUGAUUUCCACAUCAUAUCAAAAGAGCCAGAGUUUGAUUCCAACAUGAAAUGUUGCUCAUCAGGAAGAGAAAUAAAUAUAUAUAUAUAUUUUUAAAGGACACCCUUGACAGCCAAGUGGAAUUGCGCAUUUUCUAUUAUUGUAUAGUAAUGUUAACAUUAGCCAUACAAAAUAAGGAUAGAACUUGUGGGUUUAUUUUUAGAAUGUAGUUAUGAUUCAUAUUUUCAUUUAAAAUGUCUGUGGAAAAAUCUUGAAUGGGAAUUCUUGCCGUAGCACGUUGGUGAACAGCAGUUUAUUUGUUGUGCCCGCGAGGUGCUUUGAGUUUGUCUUAUUUUUCCACCCCGUCUGUCAUGUAGGGUCCACACUGGCAUUCCUCAGCGGCUCAGGGCCUCGGCCCAAGCCCGUCGGUCCCCCGACAGAGUGGCUGGCUUUUAAUUAUUCCCCACUGGGACAACUAGGCGCCCUAAGCCAACUGUCCCGAGCCGCUCCAAUCAGGAAUCGGUAAUAAAGAGGCUUUGGAGGAGUGCUUUGCAGUCUACUAAUAUUUACUCACUUAUUCUGCUAAAGUCUGGACCACGCUGCUCGGCAGUAUGAAAGAAGCGGGUUUCAUUCUACCUCAUCACAACUCCAGGAAUUAUGGGACACUGAAAACGGGCGUCGAUCACGUUCAAUAGAGAUGCAUUAGGCACAUUUGAAGAUGUUGUGAGGACUUUUGUUUGAGGAAAUCCAAGAGUUUUAUAAAUGGCUCUUUACUCUUUGUUGUAUUAGCUAUGCUAAAAUAUUUUUGAAAUGCAUAGAUUGGAUUUAGUGAUUUAGAUUAAAAUACAUUGGUAUGUAGAAACCAAUACCCCCCCUUAA